Molecule: messenger RNA, 866 nt
Organism: Rhododendron vialii
Lineage: Eukaryota; Viridiplantae; Streptophyta; Magnoliopsida; Ericales; Ericaceae
Exons: 4
Coding region: 91-660 (189 amino acids)
Source: RefSeq, a predicted model, not a curated record
GUCACCGCUCGACUACAACUUCAAAUACAAUUGCGUUCGGAGAUGUUCGAUACAAAUAAAGUUGUGUCUGGUGUCAUUCGAUGUGCAUGAAUGCAUAUACAUCGAACGGCUCCGGACGAAAUUGUGGUCGAGAAUUGCGUAGGUAGACUUUCUCUGAAAAUCAGUUUCGCCGUCGGUCAAAAACCAGAGAGAGAGAGAGAGAGAGGGAGAGGGAGAAUGGAGGGUUCAAUUUGUGCAGGCGUGUUGAUCUCUCCCUGCGCCAACACCAUCUUCCACAGAGGCGGAGUGGUCAUAACUGAGCAUUCAAAAUCUGGAACUUUUAAUCUCGUUACCAGAAACCCACACAAACAAAAUCCUUUCAUCAUCAAAACGCACCUUUACAAGACGUUGACAACAACGGCGGCGUUUAACGACGUCUCGGCUGCCGUAGAUCCGGCGCAGGCGGAGAUUUCCUGGCAAAUUGUUGUCGGCGCUCUUGCUGGUGUGACGCCGUUUGUGGUUGCUGGGAUUGAAUUUAGCAAACGAAUUAUAGCUCAGAGAAGGUGUGGAGUAUGUGGAGGCUCAGGACUUGUUUUGAGAGACAAAAAGUACUACUUCCGCUGCCCUGGAUGCGGUGGAUUUCUUCCUUGGCAAUCAUGGAAACGAUUCUUUUCUGGCUGAAGUCCUCUUUUCUCCCAUGUUAUAAUUCCCAAAGGUUACCUUGUAUCGAUUCCUUCUGUUCAAUACGUUUGUGUUAAGAAAAUGUGAUUAUGGACCGUGGGUUGGAUGUAUACUUGGUCUGUAUGAUAAAAUUGCCACCAACUUAACAACACCGGAAUUGUCAAAAAACUGUUACUCUAAAUCAGAAACAUAUACCAUUUCAUUCA